AUGAAGAAUUCCCUGGAUAUCUGGGACGGUGUGCCGGCGGCAUUGUCGGAAAUGGAGUCAUUAUCAGAGCUGUCGGAUCUGUACAUAAAUUCAAGCCUCCUGAACAUCUCCACCAACAGCAGCAGCGCCUCCAACCUGACCAGUGUCACCUACUACCCAUACUACCAGCACUCCCUGCCUGUGGCGGCCAGCCUCAUCCUCGCCUACCUCUUCAUCUUCCUGCUCUGCAUGGUGGGGAACGGCCUGGUGUGUCUGAUUGUGUUGGAGAACCGACGCAUGAGAACCGUUACCAACCUUUUCAUUCUCAAUCUGGCUGUGAGCGACUUACUGGUGGGGGUUUUCUGUAUCCCGACUACGCUGGUGGAUAAUCUUAUUACAGGUUGGCCCUUCACGAAUACAGUGUGUAAGAUGAGCGGCCUGGUGCAGGGUAUGAGCGUCUCGGCGUCCGUCUUCACUCUGGUGGCCAUCGCUGUCGACAGAUUCCGCUGCAUUGUCUACCCUUUCCAGCCCAAACUCACCUUGCUUGUUGCCAAGGUGACCAUCGUGAUGAUCUGGGUGCUGGCACUGGUCAUUAUGUGCCCGUCUGCGGCCACGCUGACCGUGGCUCAGGUCAAGCAUCAUUACAUGGUCCACAACCUGGACUACAAUCACACUUACCCGCUCUUCUCGUGCUUCGAGAACUGGGCUGACCCACAGAUGAGGAAGGUGUAUACCACGGUCCUUUUUGCCCACAUCUACCUGAUCCCGCUCACGCUCAUCACAAUGAUGUACGGUCGCAUAGGAAUCAAGCUCUACACCACCUCUGUCAUCUCUGGGAACGACCAGCAGGACAGCAGUGGUCACAGCACCACUCCUCCAGCCACUGGGGGGCAGCACCAUGAAGGCAGGCCACUCAUCUCCCACAAGAAGAUCAAGGUGAUCAAGAUGCUUAGUGUGGUGGCCCUCCUAUUCACCCUCUCCUGGCUGCCCUUGUGGACCCUCAUGCUUUUGACGGACUAUGGCGGCCUGGACGAGGAAGAGCUGGAGUUUCUCUCUGGCUAUGUGUUCCCGUUUGCGCACUGGCUAGCCUUCUCCAACUCCAGCGUCAACCCGAUCAUCUACGGCUACUACAACGAGAACUUCAAGCGGGGCUUCCAGGCCGUUUGCAGGACACACUCAUGCUGUUGCUUCCCUGGAAGAGGUAGAAUGCAGAGACCUGGCAGAAUCGACCUGAGGGUUGGCGGGCAGAGGGACUCUGUGGGUAACUCCAACCCUCUGCCCUUUGGCACGAGGAACAGGGUGUACACGGAUGGAAACUUGAAGAACUGCAGAACGAGGCAGGAACAAGAACAGAACAGGGCUGGCUGCGGGGUCAGCAGCUCUGUCAGCAUGGAUGAUGCAGGGUCUGUUGCGGCCAAUGAGGCCAAAGGGGUUGCUGCUCAAAAGGGUCUGCAGAUGGAGGACCUGGGGAAGAUCAGUCCCAUCGGUGUGACCGUGAGUCAAGCUUGGGACCAGUAG
Messenger RNA from Colossoma macropomum (tambaqui), 1497 nucleotides. It is a transcript of the gene npffr1l2, whose product is annotated as neuropeptide FF receptor 1 like 2. The coding region runs from base 1 to 1497 and encodes 498 amino acids. The transcript is spliced from 3 exons. Gene Ontology annotation, cellular component: membrane. Gene Ontology annotation, biological process: G protein-coupled receptor signaling pathway. Gene Ontology annotation, molecular function: neuropeptide receptor activity; peptide binding. The record is from RefSeq and is a predicted model, not a curated record. Lineage: Eukaryota; Metazoa; Chordata; Actinopteri; Characiformes; Serrasalmidae.